UGCAAAUAAUUAUGUUUCCCAAUUCAUUUUUCUUUAAUGGAAAUAAUGAAUCAAUAUUUUAUGAUUUUGAAGAGAAUUCGGCACCAAUGGUGCUUUCUUCAAUGCCUUUUAUUCCUAACGUAGAAGGGGUUUCCAUGGUUCCCAUGUUCUAUACAGAUUCUACUGCGAUGAAGUUAUCUGACCAAAAUACAAAUGCUAUUGAUUUCCAGUCAAGCUAUCGUUCCUCGUAUAUCAUGAAUUACAAUCAAAAUAGAAUGUAUCCAUACGACGAAGAAGGAAUUUCAUAUUCUUUAUUAUACAAGAAUCCAAAUUUAACUGAACAAUAUUCAAUGCCAACAUUAGAAAGUAAUAGUAAUAUAUCAUUAAAAUCAUCGAUGCCUAACCAAAUUCUACGAAUUCAACAACCGGUUCUUGCAUCACAAUCUUCAACAAGUGCUUAUAGUUCAAAAGAUUUAACUAUUAAACCGAAAAAAUAUAAGUGUGACCAUUGUCAAAAAUUAUUUGUUCGGCCAAGUCAGUUAAAAACUCAUAUUUACACACACACUGGUACAAAGCCAUUCAAAUGCACUUUCGAAGGAUGUGGUCGUUGUUUCUCAGUUGCUAGUAAUCUUCAACGUCAUCAAAAAAUUCACACGAGACCAUCUCUUCCUAAAAAUAGAAAGAAGUAUGCUAAAUAA
Messenger RNA from Scutellospora calospora, 677 nucleotides. NCBI's taxonomy places the organism in Eukaryota, Fungi, Glomeromycota, Glomeromycetes, Diversisporales, Gigasporaceae. The record is from the annotation of a GenBank genome assembly.